UGCCGUAUGUAUUUGGGGUGUCCUGGGAAUCCGUAAACAGACACAGAAACUACUCUUCACUGCCGCUCUCUCACAACAGGAGUCGAUCAAAAGCCCCUCGCUUACCCUUCUCUUACCACCACCUCGACACUCCCCCCACCAAUCCAAUUGCUUCGCUUUUUUCUGUCUCCUGUUCCACACUAUAAAUACCAAAUGAAGGGGAAGAGGAAGGCAGCCGCAAGCCCCAAUAUGGCCUUGACCGAUGUUUUAGUGGAUGCCCAGAACAUGGUAGAGGUUCUUGUUCAAAGUGGGAAUGCUGAACGAGAUGGGGUUGAUGAAAAUGGUGAGAAUCGGGAAGGUGAAGGAGAGGAAGAGGAAGAGGAGGAUGAUGAUGACGAUGAGGACGAGGAUGAGAAAGGAGAAGAAGAAAGGCCUAAGCUCGACGAGGGUUUCUUCGAAAUCGAGGCUAUUCGACGCAAAAGGGUCCGCAAGGGUCAGCUUCAAUAUCUCAUAAAAUGGCGAGGCUGGCCAGAAACGGCCAACACCUGGGAACCCUUAGAGAAUUUGCAGUCAUGUUCUGAUGUCAUUGAUGCAUUUGAGGAUAGCUUGCGAUCUGGUAAAUCUUCACGAAAGAGGAAACGCAAGUAUGGAGGCCCUCAUAAUCAGCCUAAGAAGAAGCUGUCACAUUCCUCUGGUGGCUAUAGCAUUACCAAUGUUGAAGUAAAUGUUGUUGAUAAACCUUUAUACUCUGCUCCUCUGAAUAACUCGAGCCUUGCCGAUCGACCUGUGGGUUCAGGUCAUGAAGGAGAGAAAAUUGAAGUUAGCAAUGUUAAAACAGCGAAGAAAGCUGAUGAGAAUGGGUACACCAAUGGUUCAAAGGAAACUUUUGACAAGAAAGAGGAUAAUGAAUAUGAUCCAAAGCUUAGUGAGCUGAGAGGAACAAUCUCUAUGAAUGAUGUGAAUGCAGAAAUGCUAGCAAUACAUUUCCAAGAUGUUAAUGCUUCAAGAGGUGAUGGCCCUACAAAUGGGCUUCCUAAGGUUGAGUAUGUGGAUUCUAAUCAGAACAAUCGGCGCACAGGUGCUAAGAGAAGGAAGUCCGGUUCCGUGAAGAGGUUUAAAAAGGACUUGGAUAUGUGUGAAUCGCUUUGCUUCCAAAGUUCACCGUUUUUCUUACAACCUUCACCGUUGAAUAUCUCUGUUGGGACAACUGCACAACUAGGAAUUGGAAAUGGGACUUUAGCUGGGACUAAUUCAAGUUACAAGCCAGUGGAUGAAAAUUCUAUAACUGUCUCCAAGAUCCUCAAGCCAAUAGGCUUCUCAGAUUCUGUGACAGACAAUGUCCAAGAUGUGCUGGUAACCUUUGUGGCAUUGAGGUCUGAUGGGAAAGAAGUCAUAGUAGAUAACAGGUUUCUCAAGGCUAAUAAUCCACUUCUGUUGAUUGACUUUUAUGAGCAGCAUCUCAAGUACAGUACAUGAUUCGACGGAGAAUUAGAGGGAAAUUUAGUGUAUGCGAUCUGCAUGAUCACAUCUUUUUGUGUGUGUACAGUUGUAAUUCUAUAGUUGCAGGAGGAUGACUAAUAGCAAUAUAUCUGUAGAGCAUCUGUAUCUCACCUUGUACCUUUUGUAUGAUUAGAUAUUUUGUAAUUCAUCUACCUGCUGUUGUGUUAUCAAAAUAUUUAACAUGUAGAUGAUUAGAACUUGUUCAGAACUGUAUUUCUGUGAUUUCCGAUAAAUAUCAUCUUUAUUUCAAUUCCCUCA
Molecule: messenger RNA, 1737 nt
Organism: Hevea brasiliensis (rubber tree)
Lineage: Eukaryota; Viridiplantae; Streptophyta; Magnoliopsida; Malpighiales; Euphorbiaceae
Product: chromo domain-containing protein LHP1-like
Exons: 6
Coding region: 193-1455 (420 amino acids)
Biological process (GO): heterochromatin formation
Cellular component (GO): nucleus
Source: RefSeq, a predicted model, not a curated record